Messenger RNA from Mytilus trossulus (common blue mussel), 611 nucleotides. Its product is annotated as perlucin-like protein. The transcript has 3 exons. NCBI's taxonomy places the organism in Eukaryota, Metazoa, Mollusca, Bivalvia, Mytilida, Mytilidae. Gene Ontology annotation, molecular function: signaling receptor activity. The record is from RefSeq and is a predicted model, not a curated record. Bases 54 to 605 code for a protein of 183 amino acids.
UUACAGUGUCACAAGCAUCGGCUGGUUGUUAUUCAACUGACGAAUUAUUCUAUAUGGCAAUUUUAGGAGCUUUGUUGCUUGUAAUUUUUAUUACUUUGAAUACUAUUGAUAUCGGUUUAAGCGUGAAUUGGCAUUCAUUUGGAAGUAAAAAGUAUAUGUUUAUUGAACACAAGUUAAAUUGGUUUGAUGCGCAGACUGUGUGUCAGACAAUGGGAGGUAGAUUGGCACAUGUUAUGAGUGCAAAUGAAAACAGUUUCUUAAUCUCUAUUACAAACAAAACAACUGCAUGGAUCGGAGGUGCAGAUAUUCACCAAGAAGGUGACUGGAGAUGGUACAGUCCUUUAACAGAAAUGGAUUUCACAUACUGGCGAAGCAACCAACCCAACCAGGGAAGUAGUGCUAAUUGUAUGUGUUACUACAAAUUUUCAACAGUUUUCAAGUGGGCAGAUGAACCAUGUACCAAUGCCUAUUAUUUUGUGUGCGAAAAGGUAAAAGAAGACCAAGGGCACGACAAUAGAUUUUCAACAAGUGGAGACAACUGCAUGAAAAUUUGCUUACAGAAUAGCAAAGAGGAAGCUCGAAACUGCAUGAACAUUUGCCUUUGAAAUAAA